CACUUCUAAAAAUUCAUUUUCGCAAAAGUAAUUUGAGUUCCUUUUUUCUCAACUCUCAAAGAAAACACAUAAGGGGGGAAAUCGAAAGAUUACCAAGAAAAGGUUUCAGAUUGAUUCAGUCGUCUUUCUUGAGUUGAAAUGUACAGCGGUGGAUACCAGCAUACAGACCCGAACCCAUAUGAGGACCCGACGAACGACGUGGUGGUGGAAGUGGAUGAGGAGGAAGAGGAGGAUGAAUCGGCAGAGAUAUCACAGGAGGAUGCAUGGACUGUGAUCAGCUCCUACUUCGAGGAGAAGGGUUUGGUUCGACAGCAGUUGGAUUCUUUCGACGAGUUCAUACAGAACACAAUGCAGGAGAUUGUGGAUGAGUCCGCCAACAUCGAGAUCCGCCCUGAGGCCCAGCAUAAUCCGGGUCGGAGCUCCGAGUUUGUUGAGACAAUCUACCGGAUCAGCUUUGGUCAGAUAUACCUGAGUAAACCUAUGAUGACAGAGUCUGAUGGAGAGACGAAUACAUUGUAUCCGAAAGCUGCAAGGCUGAGGAACUUGACCUACUCUUCACCGUUAUAUGUGGAUGUGACAAAGCGAGUCGUAAAGAAAGGGUUUGACUGUGAACAGGUCACGGAGACACAAGAGUUCACCAAAGUUUUCAUAGGAAAGGUUCCAAUUAUGCUCCGUUCGAGCUACUGUAGUUUGUAUCAUCUAUCUGAAAAGGACUUAACCGAGAUGGGGGAGUGCCCUUAUGAUCAAGGUGGAUACUUCAUAAUAAACGGGAGCGAGAAAGUCCUGAUUGCUCAGGAGAAGAUGAGCACCAAUCAUGUUUAUGUGUUUAAGAAGCGCCAGCCUAACAAAUAUGCUUAUGUAGCAGAAGUUAGGUCUAUAGCUGAGUCCCAAAACAAAGCACCCAGCGGCAUGUUUGUGAGGAUGCUUUCCAGACCUGGUGCAAAAGGGGGAUCCUCGGGGCAAUACAUCCGUGCUACACUCCCAUACAUUAGGACGGAAAUUCCUAUCAUUAUUGUCUUCCGUGCACUUGGUUUUGUGGCGGAUAAAGAUAUUUUGGAACAUAUCUGCUAUGAUUUCAAUGAUACACAGAUGAUGGAGUUGCUCCGGCCUUCCUUGGAAGAGGCAUUUGUGAUACAAAAUCAGCAGGUUGCGCUUGAUUACAUCGGUAAGAGAGGAUCUACUGUGGGGGUUACAAGAGACAAAAGAAUUAAGUAUGCGAAAGAAAUCCUCCAAAGGGAGAUGCUUCCACAUGUUGGUACUGAGGAAUACUGCGAGACUAAGAAAGCUUAUUAUUUUGGAUAUGUCAUUAAUAGGCUAUUACUUUGUGCGCUUGGACGAAGGCCAGAAGAUGAUCGGGAUCACUACGCAAACAAGAGGCUCGACCUUGCUGGUCCCUUAUUAGGGGGUUUAUUUCGAAUGUUAUUCAGAAAAUUAACCAGGGAUGUGAGAUCCUAUGUUCAAAAGUGUGUUGAUAAUGGGAAGGAUGUAAAUUUGCAAUUUGCAAUCAAAGCAAAAACGAUGACAAGCGGACUCAAAUAUUCUCUUGCUACCGGGAACUGGGGGCAAGCCAAUGCAGCUGGAACUAGAGCAGGAGUUUCUCAGGUGCUUAAUAGGUUGACGUAUGCCUCAACACUUUCCCAUCUAAGGAGAUUAAACUCACCUAUUGGCCGUGAGGGUAAAUUGGCUAAACCGAGACAAUUGCACAAUUCCCAUUGGGGAAUGAUGUGUCCUGCAGAAACACCUGAAGGACAAGCAUGUGGGCUGGUCAAGAACCUUGCACUUAUGGUGUACAUAACAGUAGGAUCAGCAGCAAACCCCAUUUUAGAGUUUUUGGAUGAGUGGAGUACAGAGAAUUUUGAGGAAAUAUCACCAGCAGUGAUUCCUCAAGCUACAAAAAUAUUUGUAAAUGGUAGCUGGAUUGGCAUUCACCGUAACCCAGAGCUGUUGGUGAGGACUCUCAGACAGCUGAGGCGACAGGUUGAUGUGAACACAGAAGUUGGCAUUAUCCGUGAUAUACGUCUUAAAGAGCUUCGACUAUAUACAGAUUAUGGUCGCUGCAGUCGCCCCUUAUUCAUUGUUGAUAAACAAACGUUGCUAAUAAAGAAGAAGGAUAUUCUUGCCCUGCAGCAACGAGAAACCCCUGAGGAAUACGGUUGGCAUGAUCUUGUCAGGAAAGGAUUUAUCGAGUAUGUCGACACAGAAGAAGAGGAGACCACAAUGAUAUCAAUGACGAUCAACGACCUUCACAAUUCAAGGCGUAAUCCAGACGAUGCUUACUCUGAAACAUACACUCAUUGUGAAAUCCAUCCAUCACUGAUAUUGGGGGUUUGCGCUUCAAUCAUACCAUUUCCUGAUCACAACCAGUCUCCUCGUAACACUUAUCAGUCGGCAAUGGGAAAGCAAGCAAUGGGAAUAUAUGUUACUAAUUACCAACUACGAAUGGAUACAUUAGCCUAUGUACUUUACUAUCCUCAGAAGCCCCUUGUCACUACUCGGGCAAUGGAGCAUUUGCAUUUUCGACAGCUUCCAGCUGGAAUAAAUGCCAUUGUUUCCAUUGCCUGCUAUUCUGGAUACAACCAAGAAGAUUCCGUGAUCAUGAACCAAUCUUCAAUUGACCGUGGAUUCUUUCGGUCCUUAUUCUUCCGUUCAUAUCGGGACGAGGAGAAAAAGAUGGGAACGCUAGUUAAAGAGGAUUUUGGUCGUCCUAAUAGGGACACCACUCUGGGAAUGCGACAUGGAUCUUAUGACAAAUUAGACGAUGAUGGCUUUGCACCUCCUGGUACAAGAGUCUCUGGUGACGAUGUUAUUAUUGGGAAGACAACACCAAUUUCUCAGGAGGAAGCUCAAGGAAAAUCUACGAGAUUCACGAACAAGGAUCACAGCACUAGUUUACGCCAUAGUGAAAGCGGAAUUGUAGAUCAGGUUCUGUUGACAACAAAUGCUGAUGGAUUGAGAUUUGUAAAAAUUCGGAUGCGAUCAGUUCGAAUACCUCAAAUUGGAGACAAAUUUAGCAGCAGACAUGGGCAAAAGGGAACAAUUGGAAUGACUUACACACAGGAAGAUAUGCCAUGGACAAUUGAAGGCAUUACUCCGGAUAUAAUCGUUAACCCCCACGCCAUUCCUUCUCGCAUGACAAUCGGUCAGCUUAUUGAAUGCAUCAUGGGAAAGGUGGCUGCACACAUGGGCAAGGAAGGAGAUGCUACACCUUUCACUGAUGUUACCGUGGACAAUAUCAGCAAAGCUCUUCAUAAAUGUGGUUAUCAAAUGCGUGGCUUCGAGACAAUGUACAAUGGCCACACGGGCCGUCAGCUCACGGCUAUGAUAUUUCUUGGACCGACCUAUUACCAGAGGCUGAAGCACAUGGUGGAUGAUAAGAUCCACUCUCGGGGUCGAGGUCCGGUGCAAAUCCUGACUAGACAGCCUGCGGAAGGAAGAUCUCGAGAUGGCGGUCUAAGGUUUGGGGAGAUGGAGCGUGAUUGCAUGAUUGCUCAUGGAGCUGCUCACUUCCUGAAAGAGAGGUUGUUUGAUCAGAGUGAUGCAUAUAGGGUUCAUGUAUGUGAGAACUGCGGCUUGAUUGCAAUUGCUAAUCUGAAGAAGCAUUGCUUUGAGUGUAGAGGUUGCAAGAACAAAACGGACAUCGUUCAGAUAAACAUUCCUUACGCCUGCAAGCUUCUAAUUCAAGAACUGAUGGCUAUGGCCAUCUCCCCAAGGCUGCUCACAAAGGAUAUUCAAACAUCAAAGGAACAAAAGAAGAAAGGUGGAUAAUGCAUCUGUUUGCU
Sesamum indicum (sesame) is the source of this 3779-nucleotide messenger RNA. RefSeq names its product DNA-directed RNA polymerase II subunit RPB2. Gene Ontology annotation, biological process: DNA-templated transcription. Gene Ontology annotation, molecular function: ribonucleoside binding; DNA-directed RNA polymerase activity; DNA binding. NCBI's taxonomy places the organism in Eukaryota, Viridiplantae, Streptophyta, Magnoliopsida, Lamiales, Pedaliaceae. The record is from RefSeq and is a predicted model, not a curated record.